This is a messenger RNA of Durio zibethinus, 1335 nucleotides long. RefSeq names its product putative WRKY transcription factor 74. Gene Ontology annotation, molecular function: sequence-specific DNA binding; DNA-binding transcription factor activity. The record is from RefSeq and is a predicted model, not a curated record. Lineage: Eukaryota; Viridiplantae; Streptophyta; Magnoliopsida; Malvales; Malvaceae. Gene Ontology annotation, biological process: regulation of DNA-templated transcription.
GCGAGCAUGGAGGAGGUUGAACAAGCUAACAAGGUAGCUAUUGAGAGCUGUCAUAGAGUUCUUAGUCUCUUGUCUUUACCAAAGGAUCAAGUUCAGUAUAGCAACUUAAUGAUGGAAACUGGGGAAGCUGUGUUUAAGUUCAAAAAAGUUGUGUCUCUUCUCAGCAAUGACUUAAGUCAAGCAAGAGUAAGAAAGUUGAAGAAGUUUAGAUCAACUUUGCCUGAAAAAAUCUUCCUAGAAAGUCCCAAUUGCAGAACAGUUUUAUCACCAAAACCCCUUCAAAUAUACCCUUCUAAUCUGUUUGACAAACCACCCUUUGAAGUUCAUGCUAGAGCUAGAAAUCAGUUGCAGCUGACACCAAAGGUGUUCUUUGAUCAGAACCCUUCAUUUGAAAUGAAUUCAUCACUUAAGCCUUCCAUCCAAACUUCCCAAGUUAAGUCAUCACAAGACUUCCACUUUGUUCACCAUCAUCAGCAACAGAUGCAAAGGCUGCAAUUUCAGCAACAACAAAUGAAAUAUCCUGCCGAUAUGGUAUUUUCUAAGAGUAAUAGUACUGGUAUAAACCUUAAGUUUGAUGGAUAUAGUUGUACACCAACCAUGUCAUCAAACAGAUCAUUUGUCUCGUCUUUGAGCAUGGAUGGUAGUGUUGCUAACUUGGAUGGGAAUUCCUUCCAUUUAAUUGGCAUGCCACACCAUUUUGAUCAAAUCUCGCAUCAAUCAAGGAGGAAGUGUUCAGGUAGGGGAGAUGAUGGCAGCAUGAAAUGUGGUACUACUGGUAAAUGCCAUUGUUCAAAGAGGAGGAAACUGAGGAUUAAGAGGUCUAUUAAAGUGCCUGCUAUUAGUAACAAAGUUGCAGAUAUUCCUCCUGAUGAAUAUUCAUGGAGGAAAUAUGGGCAAAAGCCGAUUAAGGGUUCUCCACACCCUAGGGGAUACUAUAAGUGUAGCAGUGUGAGAGGUUGCCCAGCAAGGAAGCAUGUCGAGAGAAGCCUGGAGGACCCUUCAAUGCUGCUUGUCACCUAUGAAGGCGAGCAUAAUCAUUCAAGGUUGCUCUCAACACAGUCUGCCCAUACUUGAAAAUGCAUUCUUUUACUUUAAAAACCCAACCUCCGAUGGUUGGUUUUUAGAUGUGCAUAGCAAUUGUACAUAAUAAUAUGGCGUUUCAACCACAGAACUAGAUCAACAAGGUUCUUAUAUAGAACAGCAAUUGUGAACUUUUUAACUUUGAAUUUAUGUGUAACCUAUGUCUCUUCUUCCUUUUUUUUUCCUUUUUUUUUUUUUUUUCAAUUUGUAAGCUUUGAUUGUAUGUAUGCUUGCUUGACAAUCUGUAAAAGAAAA